AUGUGUCAACAAGCAACUCAUGAACUUCUUCAUAUCCUAUGGAAGGCAGGAUACAAGUUAUCUAGGAAGAAGGCACAACUGUGUCAGUCAACUGUCAAAUAUUUAGGAUUCCAUAUUUCAGAGGGUCAAAGAACAAUGGGACCUGAAAGAAAAGAAGCUGUAUGCCGCAUACCCGUACCAAAGAAUAGAAGACAAGUUCGAGAAUUCUUGGGAGCAGCUGGAUUCUGUAGGAUAUGGAUUCCUAACUAUGCGAUACUGGCAAAACCACUGUAUGAAGCUGUAAAAGGCACAGAACAUGAUCCCUUCCUGUGGACUACAGAGCAACAGAAGUCAUUUGAGGAAAUCAAGAAAGCACUCAUGAGUGUCCCAGCCCUCGUCCUACCAGACCACUCGCCCUUUCUUUCUGUAUGUAUAUGA
Messenger RNA from Pelobates fuscus (common spadefoot toad), 417 nucleotides. RefSeq lists its product as uncharacterized. The transcript has a single exon. The record is from RefSeq and is a predicted model, not a curated record. Lineage: Eukaryota; Metazoa; Chordata; Amphibia; Anura; Pelobatidae. Bases 1 to 417 code for a protein of 138 amino acids.